Molecule: messenger RNA, 2604 nt
Organism: Knipowitschia caucasica
Lineage: Eukaryota; Metazoa; Chordata; Actinopteri; Gobiiformes; Gobiidae
Source: the annotation of a GenBank genome assembly
AUGUCUUCCUCAGAGGCUAAUAAUGGCCCGAGCCAAGCGCCACCUUACGCAGGUGUACCGCCCUCGGGGAUGCCUCCACCGUUUAUGGGACCACCGGGAAUGCCCACUCACUUCCCUCCAAUGGGGAUUCCUCCAAUGGGACAGGGGCCUCCUAGUAUGACCCCUAUGCCUCCAGGAAUCAUCCCUCCUGGUAUCAUGCCCCCUAUGGGAGCCCCACCCAUGGGGCAGAUGCCAGGCAUGAUGCCACCUAUGAUGCCAGGAAUGAUGAUGCAGCGGAUGCCCGCUGCGACAGUGCAAGCUGCAGGACCGCCGGGAGUUGAAGGUGCAGCUGCUGCACCUGGAACAGUGAGUGCAACAAACGGUUCUCCGCCUGAAGAAUCUGCAAAGAAGAAGUCUGUGUGGACAGAGCACAAGUCGCUGGAUGGAAAGACGUACUAUUAUAAUACAGAGACCAAGGAGUCCAUUUGGGAGAAGCCAGAUGAGCUCAAGUCACCUGCUGAGAGUAUGCUCUCCAAAUGUCCAUGGAAAGAGUACAAGUCGGACACAGGGAAGCCGUAUUACUACAACUCUCAAACGAAAGAAUCCCGAUGGACCAAGCCUAAAGAUCUGGAGGAUCUUGAAGCUAUGAUCAAAGCAGAGGAGAACGGGACGUCAGAGGUAGGUCCCAGCAUCAGUGUGGCUCCGGUGAUGCAGUCUGUCCCAGUCGCACCCAUGGUGACGGGGGCUGAGAUGGAGAGCGCCGUUCAGGUCUCAGUGGAGCCGCAGUCCCUCAGCGUCACACCUCACACAGACGCAGCUGUAGCAGAGAUCACCACCGCAGCUGAGGCCAACCCCAGUGCUGAGCCACCAAAAGAGGAACGACCUGAGCUCCAGAAGAAAACCUACAAAUGGAACACAAAGGAAGAGGCCAAGCAGGCUUUCAAAGAACUGCUUAAAGAGAAAGGGGUUUCCUCUAACUCCUCCUGGGAACAGGCCAUGAAACUCAUCAUCAACGACCCACGCUACAGCGCUCUUCCUAAACUGAGCGAGAAGAAGCAGGCCUUUAAUGCCUACAAAGUCCAGACGGAGAAGGAGGAGAAGGAAGAGGCCAGGAUCAAAUAUAAGGAAUCCAAAGAGACAUUUCAGAGAUUCCUGGAGAAUCAUGAGAAGAUGACUUCCAACACCAGAUACAAGAAAGCGGAGCAGAUGUUCGCUGAGCAGGAGGUGUGGAGCUGUGUGCCCGAGAGAGACCGACUGGAGAUCUACGAGGACGUGCUCUUUUAUCUCGCCAAGAAAGAAAAGGAACAAGCAAAGCAGCUGCGCAAGAGGAACUGGGAGGCUCUGAAGAACAUCCUGGACAACAUGGCUAACGUGACGUACCGCACCACAUGGUCCGAGGCCCAGCAGUACCUCCUGGACAACCCCACCUUCGCUGAGGACGAGGAGCUGCAGAAUAUGGACAAGGAGGACGCCCUGAUCUGUUUUGAGGAGCACAUCAGAGCUCUGGAGAAAGAGGAGGAGGAGGAGAAGCAGAAGACGCUGCUCAGAGAGAGGAGGCGGCAGCGCAAGAACAGGGAGUGUUUUCAGAAAUUCCUGGACGAGCUCCACGAUCACGGGCAGCUUCACUCCAUGUCUGCCUGGAUGGAAAUGUACCCGACCCUGAGUUCAGACAUCCGCUUCGCCAAUAUGCUGGGCCAGCCGGGCUCCACUCCUCUGGACCUGUUCAAGUUCUACGUGGAGGAUCUGAAGGCGCGCUACCACGACGAGAAGAGGAUUAUCAAAGACAUCCUCAAGGACAAAAAUUUCCUGGUCGAAGUCAACACGAGUUUCGACGACUUUGGCUCCGUCAUCAGCUCGGACAAAAGGGCCACAACGCUGGACGCAGGCAACAUCAAACUGGCCUUCAACAGCUUACUGGAGAAGGCCGAGGCCAGAGAGAGGGAGCGAGAGAAGGAGGAGGCGCGGAAGAUGAAGAGGAAAGAGGCUGCGUUCAAGACCAUGCUGAAACAGUCCACACCUUCUCUGGAGCCCGAGGCCACGUGGGAGGGGGUCAGGGAGCGGUUCCUGAAGGAGUCCGCCUUUGAGGACAUCACCCUGGAGUCCGAGAGGAAGCGAAUAUUCAAAGACUUCAUGCACGUGCUGGAGCACGAGUGUCAGCACCACCACUCCAAGGCCAAGAAGCACUCGAAGAAGUCCAAGAAGCACCACCGCAAACGCUCUCGCUCCCGAUCGGGCUCUGAGUCGGAGGACGACGAGUAUCACAAGAAGAAAAAGCGCUCUCAGUCAAAGUCGCCGUCGGAGCGCUCGUCCAGUGGAGAGUCUGAGAGGAGCUAUAAGAAGUCCAAGAAACACAAGAAGAAGGCCAAGAAGAGACGUCACAAGUCUGCUUCUCCAGAGUCUGACGGCGAGAAGAAGAGGGAGCGAGACGUGAAGAGGGAAAAAGACGACAAAGAUAAAGAAAACGACAAAUCCAGAAGCAAAACUCGCUCCGAUUCAAAACAGAAGAGUCCUAAAAAGAAAUCUGUCAAAGAAGAGGGCGACUGGGACACGUCCGGCAGCGAGCUGAGUGAAGGCGAGCUGGAGAAACGCAGGAGGACUUUACUGGAACAACUGGACGCACCUUGA